GUAGCUACGAAAGUAUCGGGUUGCGUACAUUUAAUUUUGUAUUGGAAAUACAUAUGUCAAACUGUACUGCAUAACCCCACCAUCGGCAUGCAACCUAAGCUCUAACCCCUCUAUGUACAUAGAUAGGUACAUUAUAGUGGCAUCUCAAUCGAAGUCCUCUCUUAUGUUGCCUUGCACCACCAUUGAAAACGUACAUGCAUCUUAGGUAAUGCAAACAGCCGCUAUAAAUCUAAUAGGCAUUAUAUCUGUCUAGUCCUCUCUACUGCGAUAUAAAAGAAUACACAGUUCAUCUCAACUUCAGGGUGCACCGAGAUCAGUCCAAGGAAGUGGGAAAGCAAACGAGCGAAAAAAGAAAAAGAAGCCCAAAUCCUAGAGGGAGGAUGUCCAUCUCAAACGAGGCAUUGCAGAAGUUGCUGCGGGAGGUUGAGACGCAGGCGAUCGCAGCGCAGCAGCAAAUAUCCCUCGUCAGAACGCAACAAGCAUCUAAGCAGCGAGAGUUGCGAAUGGCGCAGCUAACGCGCAGCGAGAUAUCCUCGCUCCCGGCCGACACUAAUGUAUACGAAGGCGUCGGCAAGAUGUUUGUGGCCAUGCCCGUUGCCGAGAUGAAGAGCAAACUAGAGGGCCAGAUCAAGGAGGUAGAAGGCGAAGUAGACGGGCUCGGCAAGAGGCUGCACUACCUUGAGGUUUCGCAGAAGAAUAGUAAGGACCAGAUAGACCGCAUGCUGAGGGGCGGUGUGAGCGCGUCUUAGAGUAAAAAGGCAAAGGUUCUGGGUCCGGUUCGGAAGGGAGGGGUUUUGGCUACGCUGGCUACACUGGCUACACGGAGGCCUGCCGAUCACGCGACACGGAACUCUGGCGCAGCAAAUGGGGGGAACGGAGGCGUUGUGCUGUGUAUGUAUUAGCAGUGCUGGAAGGCGAACAAUCAACCGUGACCUAACUGCCCAGGCAUCAGAUCAGAUUUAAACUUCUCGGCUAAGGAGGCUGUUCACCGGUGGUUCGUGAUGCGUUAGUGCUUAUUUGUCUAUCUUACCCGAACACCAUGUACAAUACAGUCAUAAACUUCUCGGGAGAGAAAAAAGGAAGAUAGCAUGGUUAUGGAUGUAUGUUUCGCCACCGAAUUUAGUCACCAAUCCUACAUUCAUGCGGCUCACUUGAAUGAUUACCUACCUACGUAAAGGUUAGG
This is a messenger RNA of Daldinia vernicosa, 1183 nucleotides long. RefSeq names its product Prefoldin. Gene Ontology annotation, cellular component: cytoplasm; prefoldin complex. Gene Ontology annotation, molecular function: protein folding chaperone. NCBI's taxonomy places the organism in Eukaryota, Fungi, Ascomycota, Sordariomycetes, Xylariales, Hypoxylaceae. Bases 381 to 749 code for a protein of 122 amino acids. The record is from RefSeq and is a predicted model, not a curated record. The transcript has 3 exons. Gene Ontology annotation, biological process: protein folding.